Messenger RNA from Phragmites australis (common reed), 651 nucleotides. RefSeq lists its product as uncharacterized. The transcript has 2 exons. Lineage: Eukaryota; Viridiplantae; Streptophyta; Magnoliopsida; Poales; Poaceae. The record is from RefSeq and is a predicted model, not a curated record. Bases 1 to 651 code for a protein of 216 amino acids.
AUGUGCGGCAAGUUCGGCCUUAUGUCCCACAUCGACGGCUCUGCUCUAGUCGAGCUCGCCAACGACCUUUGGGUCCAAGCGGACCGUGUCGUUCGUAGCUGGUUGCUCGGCUCCGUCGCCGAUGAUGUCCUUGACCUUGCCAUGACAGAAGGCCAAAACGCCCGCGCACUCUGGCUCGCCAUUGAGGGCCUCUUCAACGACAAUAAGGAAUCCCGGGCGAUCUUCCUCAGCAACCAGUUCCUCUCCAUGGUACAAGGGGACCUCCCUAUCCUCGAGUACUACCAGCAUCUCAAAACGCUAGCGGACUCUCUCCGCGACGUCAGCCACCCCGUUAGCGAGCCUCAGCUCGUCCUCAACCUUCUGCGCGACCUCAACUCUCACUACUCCAACACCGCCGAGAACAUUGCCAAUUCGACGCCCUUUCCCUCGUUCGCCAAGGCUCGUUCCAUGCUUUCCCUCAAGGAAUUGCGCCUAGCCAACAAGGGUGCUCCGCAGUGGCGCCCUCCCCCCUCGAGCAUCCUCGGGCCGUACCCUCAGGCGCACACGGUGUUCACCCCACCGCCGGCGUUCCCGCCGAACGCGCUCUCCUGGGACCAGGGCGGCCUCAUCGCCGCCAUGAACCAGAUGGCCCUUCAGGGUCCCGACAACUAG